AUGUAUGGUUACGCCUGGAACCGUGUUUAUGGCCGCAAAUAUGCCAACGGGGAGGAAGAGAUGGAGCUGUUUGAUGGAGAGGCCAUCUUCCAGAUUGACAGUGAGCUGCUGCUGCUCAGCGGAUGCUUCGAUGGCAACGGCAUCACCUCCAUGGAGGCCCACUGGGGAAUGAGGGCUGCUUCCUCUGCGGUGGGUCUGGGCACUGGCACCCCAUUUGCCUCCUCCGGUGAGGGACGCAUCACAGCGGUCAGAGUGUGGGAGAACAACAACUACUACUACUACUACUACUACUACAACAACAACGCCUACAUCAACGGGUUCCAGCUGAGAUACAGCAACACCUGGUCUCCUGUGUUCGGUCGCGAAGUGGGUGAAAAGCAGGAGAUGGAGCUGUUUAAGGAUGAGGCCAUCGUCGAGGUGUCUGGGAAGUACAACCGUGGAGACUACAUCUGCUACCUGGUGUUCACCACCAACACGGGGCGCACUCUGGCGGCCGGCCUGCCUAACCAAGUCUCCUUCAACUUCUACCCAGCCAACAAGGGCAAUGAGCUGAGGAUGCUCAGCGGUCGCUUCAACUGUGCCGGGAUCACUUCCAUCGGAGCCCACUGGGGAUUGGUGUACACGGAAGAGGCUGGAAACAGUACCUCCUCUUAAUCGAAAAAAAAAUUAAGUAUGUCUUGCUCUUUGGGAUGGUUUCCCGGAUACAGAUUAAGCCUAGUCCUGGACUAGUUACUUUCAAUGGAGAUUCUCCAUUCAGCAUGCUUUUUAGUCCAGGAGUAAACUUAAUCUGGGUCCAGGAAACUGACCCUAUAUGUUUUGGACGGAUGUUUGACAUAGACGCUGACAUGACUGUUU
Messenger RNA from Coregonus clupeaformis (lake whitefish), 855 nucleotides. RefSeq names its product zymogen granule membrane protein 16-like. The record is from RefSeq and is a predicted model, not a curated record. NCBI's taxonomy places the organism in Eukaryota, Metazoa, Chordata, Actinopteri, Salmoniformes, Salmonidae. The transcript has 4 exons. Bases 1 to 654 code for a protein of 217 amino acids.